Molecule: messenger RNA, 1999 nt
Organism: Engraulis encrasicolus (European anchovy)
Lineage: Eukaryota; Metazoa; Chordata; Actinopteri; Clupeiformes; Engraulidae
Product: apelin receptor
Exons: 3
Coding region: 441-1703 (420 amino acids)
Biological process (GO): G protein-coupled receptor signaling pathway
Cellular component (GO): plasma membrane
Molecular function (GO): G protein-coupled receptor activity
Source: RefSeq, a predicted model, not a curated record
AAGUGGACUAGAAGCUAUUUGGUUGGCUGAUGCAUCUACCGGUAUGUGCCGAUGGCACAGGGAAGUUAACUUGCAUUUAACACAUGACUGCAGUUUUCAUUCAAUGCAUGUUCUUCUGCAGGCGGAACAAGUCACUCCAUUCUACAGCUAUCGUAUUCUGCUUUCACAUGAUAUGAUAUCAUCUGACACUUAAGUGUAGGCCUGUCUGUAAACCACAGCUCCCCAUCCUCAACCUCCUCCUCCUCAUCAUCAUCACCGUCAUCAUCACCAUCACCAUCAUCACCAACAGCAGCAAAGCCACCAUCAUCAUCAUCGUCAUCCUUGUCAUCAUCAUCAUCAUCAUCAUCAUCAUCAUCACAAUCAUCAUCAACGAAGCUACCAUCAUCAUCAUCCUCAUCCUCAUUAUCACCAUCCUCAUCCUCGUCAACGAAGCCACCAUCAUGCCGGCCAUCGUGAACCUGCUCUUCCACACGGUCUCCACCAACACCACCAUCUCCUUCUCGCUGGUGCUGCCCCUGGUCAGCAUCCUCUCGCUGCUGGUGGGCGUGGGGGGCCACCUGCUGAUGUGGCUGGUCCUGAUGCGGAACCCGCGCCGGCGCUCCAAGCCCAGCUCGGUGCUGCUGCUGAACCUGAGCCUGGCGGACCUGGGCGCGCUGCUGACGCUGCCCUGCGUGCUGCUGAGCGCCAGCUCCCAGGACUGGCAGCUGGGCGGCGGCAUCUGCAUGCUGCUGGGCUUCAUGACCUCGCUGACGGCCGGCGUCGACGUCUUCAGCCUUGCCGCGCUCUCCGUGCUGCGCUACCGCAUCGUCGCCCCGCCCGCGCGGCCCAGCGUCAGCCCCGCGCAAGUGGCGGGCACGAUUGCCGUCAUCUGGCUGGUGUCGGUCACCAUGGCGCUGCCCAAGGUCACCUACAUCCAGUUUGACAGCGGCUGCACCUGGUCGGUGGGGCGGGACCAGUGGCUGGGCUUCCUGGUGCCGGCGUUCCUGGUCUACUACGUGGCGCCGCUGCUCUGCAUCGCCGUCAACUGCGGCCUCAUCAUCAUGCACUUGCAGCGUUGCCGCGGCACCCUGGCGGCCGACCGGCGCAACAAGAAGGCCACGGCGCUGCUGCUGGGCUCCACGCUGGUGUUCGCCAUCAGCUGGCUGCCGUACUACAUCCUGGAGUUUGUCAACGUCGCCUCGCCGUCUCUUUUGCCGACAGGUGGUGGCGUUGUGAACACAGACACGCCGCUGUCAUCGUUGCCGUCCCUGUUGUCGUCUGCGGCGUCGGCAACCGCGCUGGUCCCAGUGGCGCCGACGAGCGCGCUGCCGCUGCCGGACGCGAAGGUGUCGCUGCUGUGGGAGGUGACGUCUCUGAGCGCCAUCCUGCUGAUCUGCCUGGCGCCCUGCUGGAACCCGCCCCUCUACUUCCUGCUCUCGCGGCCUGCCCUGCGCCAACUACGCGCCCUGCUGCCCGCCGUGCCCAAGCGCUGGAAGGUCACGACCUUGUGCCGGCGUGUGGUGCCCGGGCCGCCGCCGCAGCUGCCGCCGUCUCCGCCGCCCGUCUCCUACCUGGUCACGCACACACUGCCCGUCAGGCUGGCACAGUCAGGGCCGCUGCUGACCGCUCUGGCCGGGCCCGAGACAAAGUCAUCUGAAAGAGCCCCCCCCAUCCCAAUAGAGAUGCAAUGUAAUGAGACCCCUCUCUGCCUGGGCCCGGGAUAACUGUCCUCUUUCUUUAUUCAUUUUUUGUUUAUAUCUUAUUUUAUAGGACAGAUGUAGCUCGCAUCACAGGGGUGCCUUAAUUCACCCUGCCAACUGCAGAAGUACGAGUUGCUAAGUAACACUGGCAGCCAAAGUAGGAAUGUAAAACUGUGUACUCGUGUUUUUAUGAUGGAGCAUUUCAUUUACAAUGUUCCGGCAAGCCAGCUGCUCCUCACACUCACUACUGCCUUCCUUCUUCUUUCUUUCUUUCUUUCUUUCUUUCUCUCUUUCUUUCUUUCUUUCUUUCUUUCUUUCUU